GGUGAUUGGGUGAACGCGCGUCACGUGAUCGUCCUUCGACAGGAGUUUCUACGACAGCUGAGUAGCCGCUAAAUGCGUCUUUUCACCUGUAACACUGAUCCUUCUCAACUCUAGUGAAUCUAAGUUUCUUUAAAUGGGAGACAAGAAGAGCCCCACAAGGCCGAAGCGGCAGAUGAAGCCGUCCUCCGACGAUGGCUUCUGGGACUGUAGCGUGUGCACGUUCAGGAACAGCGCGGAGGCGUUCAAGUGCUUGAUGUGUGAUGUCAGAAAGGGGACGUCAACAAGAAAACCACGUCCUGUUUCUCAGCUGGUGGCACAGCAAGUAAAUCAACAGUUUGCACCUCCAACACAUCCCAAAAAGGAGAAGAAAGAAAAAUCUGAGAAAGACAAGAGUGAAAAAGAGCCAUCGCUGAAAAAGAAAAGCCAUAAAAAGACGAGGCCCAGGUUAAAAAACAUAGACCGGAGCAGCGCCCAGCACCUAGAGGUCACAGUUGGAGACUUGACUGUCAUAAUUACAGACUUUAAGGAGAAAGCCAAACCCAUGACCACUUCAGCAAGUGUUCCCUCAGCAGACCAACACAGUCAAAGUGGCUCAAGCUCUGAUAACACUGAACGAGGGGUCUCCAGAUGCUCUUCCCCCCACGGAGAAGGCUCAUCGCCGAUUAAUGGAGAGACUCACUAACCUUGACACUUCCAGUCUGCACAGCCCAUCAUUCUUCUGCACUCUCAUCCAGAGAUUAAACUUCAACAUGCACGUUUUGUUUUUUUAAAAUAAUACUAAAAAUGCCAAUAAGGUAGCAUUCAUUUCCAUUUGAGGUUGUAUUUUUCAAUGAAAGAAUUCCAGAGUGAGGACAUUAGCUGUACGCCCAGGUAAAAAAAAAAGUGUUGCAAAAAGAUCUAACAUGAUGAAAUGACAAGAGGAACUGUAGCAUCAAGUCCCAGAUGUCAUUGAAAACUGCCACGUGCUGUGGUGAAAUGUGUUCGAACACCUCAGUGAUACAGUAGCACCACACUCAGUUUAAGGUUGCUGCACAGACAAAAUAUGAAGGAGUCACCUCAGAAUUUUAGUUUAUCCUUGACUUAUGUUAUCAUUAUUUGCACUUAAUGGCAUCCUGUGUUCAUGAUAACAUUUAGUGGCCUCAGACUGUUGGCAAUUGGCAUUUUCCUGCUCUUAUUGUAUGCCAUUGGGUGCCAGUCAUUGUUUUACUGUGUAACAUAUGAAUAAUGAAAUGCUUCUCCUUCUCUCGUUAGAGUUGAACAUGGUAUAAUCUAUAGAAUGGUUUAUAUUGUCAAAUAAUGUUAAAUAAAACAAGUUGUAGACACUU
Messenger RNA from Labrus mixtus (cuckoo wrasse), 1325 nucleotides. RefSeq names its product YY1-associated factor 2-like. Gene Ontology annotation, molecular function: transcription coregulator activity; DNA binding. Gene Ontology annotation, biological process: positive regulation of DNA-templated transcription. The coding region runs from base 134 to 682 and encodes 182 amino acids. Gene Ontology annotation, cellular component: nucleus. The record is from RefSeq and is a predicted model, not a curated record. The transcript has 4 exons. NCBI's taxonomy places the organism in Eukaryota, Metazoa, Chordata, Actinopteri, Labriformes, Labridae.